AUGAGGAGGCGGAGCUGCUGUACGAAGAAGUCGAAGAUGAGGAGGACCUCUUCGAGCCAGAAGAAGAGGAAGCAAGCCAGGAGGAAGGGACUGACGACAAAGUUGUCUCGAAAGCUGAGAAGGAGGCUAGCAAUGCCAAGGUGUGAAGGCGGGGAGUCUGACGCUCUGACACUUCGCGAGCACGUUCGAGUCCCGCUUUGCCAGGCCUCGCCGGGGAAUGUGAUUCAACUCAAGUUUCUUGAACCAGAUGUAGACGGGUGCUGCACAUGGAUUUGCAUGCUGUCCCUGCCGAAGCAUGAGUUCAAGCGGCUUCACAGUUUGGCGGGGUACUGGUCGGAAAGACACGGGCAGCUAUUGCAAGGUGACAUUGUGGUGGUGCUCUUCUUGAGCACGUCCAUUCUCUUCUUCGUGGUGCACCAUCUGCUUCCGGUUGAGGAGCCUCUGCUGCAAAGUGAUGAGAAACUUGAAAAUCUCGAGCGCCUGAAGAAGACACCAGGCAAAGCCAGGACACUGAAGGAAGCAUUGUUCCUUGUGGACAACGACCCGUGCAGGCCUGCGGUGUUCGCGGCUAUGGAGGACAAGAGUCGCACCUUGCUGGUGUACAGGAAGCGCCUCACGCGAUCCCGGGCGUGUGUGUUUGUCAAUGCUGUGUUGUUCUUGCCGCUGCUCAUCGACAUGCUCAUGGCAGCAUCAGAUUGGGAGGAUUGGCUUUUUCACGGAAACCUCGCCUACCAAGUGAUCUUUGCCAUCGCAGCUGGCCACUAUGCCAAUAUGUUGUGGGAGGACCUGGACGCUUGUGGCAACUUUAUCAUAGGUUAUUGUCGGUUACCUUUACGGUCCAACUGCGAAAAAUCGGCAACACUUCUGGUGCUCUGGAUUCGCAAUGCGACCUGUUUUGGUAUUUUCCUGAUGGGAGCCAUGCUUGAGCUUCCCGGUCUUGGGCUCGCAACGUUACUUUGGGAGGCGCCGCUCUAUCUGACCCUCUACCGGGAAGCGUGGACCUGUGCCAACGAGCUGUCCUAUUGGCUGCUGGAUGAGACGCCACUCUGGCAGUUUUGGAGGCCAAUGUUGCUCUUGCUGCUGGCGGUUCGCGUGCCAUUAACCGUCUUAUUCGUCACCACAUCGGUCAGCGUGGAGCUUGCAAGGGAUGAGCAAACACCCGAGCCAUCCAUCAGGGUGUUCUAUCACGUGGCCAGUGUAGUGCUCAUUCUCGAGAACUUCCUGUUCAUGGAUAUGCUUGUCAGAGAGUACCAAGCAGAUCGCAGGCUUGCGGGAAAGAUGCGUGAACUGGGUUGGCCUCACGGCGUGUCAGACGCGCCCCGAGUCAGCGUUUCCGCGGACGCGGGCGAGGCAGAACCUCCAGCAGGCUCAGGAAGGAAGCCAAGCAUUGCGCGACUUUUCUCCUUCAAAGGUCAGAAAAGUGGGAUUGCCACUGACGAUGCGCAGGACGCUCAGGCGGAGCAGGGUCACAGCGUGAACUUCCCAGUCUGCCAAAUCGGAGAACUGCCAUCAGUUCCCAAGGAGCAAGACAUUAGUGGAAUGCACUCAAUAUGUGUUCAGAGUGCACCACGCAGCUUGCAAAGCCAAGCAUGA
Molecule: messenger RNA, 1593 nt
Organism: Symbiodinium sp. CCMP2592
Lineage: Eukaryota; Dinophyceae; Suessiales; Symbiodiniaceae
Source: the annotation of a GenBank genome assembly